UGUCUUACGACUUUAUUUGUCAUCAAAUAGUAACACGUUCCCUGCGUGAUCCAUUUAUAUUAUUCUAUCACGCGGCGACCUCCUAUGCCUCAUGCAUGCCUUCCGCUUCACCUUCUCUCAGUUCCUGCACCCCCUCUUGGACCCGCAUUCUCUCUCGGUCCCGCAACUUCUCUCAAUCCUUCAGCUUCUCUUGGCAGUAAACCUGCUUGCUCGCUCUCACCUUCUUCUGGAGUCUUAGUCUCUGCAUCUAGUCCUCCUCCACUUGGUUUCUGGGCUUAUUCUCAGCACGGUACCUAAGUGGUGAAGAACUUCAUGGGAAAAUAAGGUCUCAAUUAAGCGGGACAAGCAGUAGAGCUAGCCAAGUUCCAGCACUUACUUAUCUGAGUUAUAAAGCGGUGAAUAGUCGCUGGAUAAGCUGUAC
This is a messenger RNA of Mollisia scopiformis, 421 nucleotides long. RefSeq lists its product as uncharacterized. The transcript has a single exon. Lineage: Eukaryota; Fungi; Ascomycota; Leotiomycetes; Helotiales; Mollisiaceae. The record is from RefSeq and is a predicted model, not a curated record. The coding region runs from base 85 to 297 and encodes 70 amino acids.